Molecule: messenger RNA, 1020 nt
Organism: Penicillium cosmopolitanum
Lineage: Eukaryota; Fungi; Ascomycota; Eurotiomycetes; Eurotiales; Aspergillaceae
Exons: 4
Coding region: 1-1020 (339 amino acids)
Source: RefSeq, a predicted model, not a curated record
AUGCCGCUAGACACAAUAUACCUGACUCGGCACGGGCAUCGUCUCAACUGGACGAUUGACCACCGCACCGGCGUCUACAAAGCACAGUUUCCAACGCCGACAGGAAACCCCGCCGAUCCAGCAUUGACCUCGCAUGGUGUUCGACAAUCGGAGGAGCUGGCGGCACACAUCAUCGCCCCGGACUUUCACCCUAAGCCGUUCAGGAUUUAUUCAAGUCCGUUUUACCGAUGUCUGCAGACCAUCCAGCCCUCCGUGGAGGAGCUGAAGCAGAAGCAUAAGGGAAUUAAAUCCCAGGACGGAAAAUCCGCGAUUCAAUCGCGUGGUCAAAUUGAACCAAGCGCAGAUAUGGACGUCCGGCUUGAAAAUGGACUAGGAGAAUGGUUCGGCCCAACGACGUUCUUCGAUCACCCACCGCAUCCUGAACCAAGUGUCAUGCGCACCCAUUUCCCAACAAUGCUACACGAAACUCCAGAGAAUAAGUACUCGCCUCUGAUCCACCCAUCGACAAGAGGCGAAACAAUCGCUCAAUUGCACAACCGUGUCGCCGCAGCCCUGGAGGGCAUAAUCGCCGACGUGGAUGCCGAGAUCACGGCCGUGGAGGCAAGUCAAUCUCCUGAGCAAAGAACCAGCAAGGCCAUUUUGAUUUGUGCGCAUGCAGCUUCGCUUAUUGCCAUGGGUCGGGCUUUGACAGGAAAUAUGCCGGAGGAUAGUUCUGUCGAGGACUUCUAUGUUUUCACGGCUGGGAUGAGUACAUUCCGUCGACGAGGCGUGUCUACCGGUGGGAAUUUGAGGGUUGAAGGGGGGGUGUUGGCCGAGGGAACGAAGUUGUAUCGUUCGAAGGGUGUGCCGGAGUGGGAGAAUGGAAAGGGUGUUGGAGGUGGAUGGGACUGUGCGUUGAAUGGAGACUGCAGUUUCCUGAGUGGAGGUGCGGAGAGAGGAUGGCACUUCAACGGGGAGGAGGGAUUUGAUACAAACUCUAUGACACCUGCGGACCCACCCAUUGGCACGACAAAGUUAUGA